CGCCAGGAGGGCAAGCAGGAAGCCAGGGGACAGGAGUCCUGUGUCCUGCUGGGUGGAGGUGGCCCUUUCCUGAAGCGCAUCCGGAUCCCACAGGGGACCAGGAGGACCCAGCCAGGCGGACCAGCCUCGAGCUGGACCGGGAUGCGAAGCUGAGCCCAGGCCCGGAGUGGACCCUCCCCCCAGCAUGGCCCCAACCACGGCCCCAAACCCGCUCUGGACUUGCUGCCUCUGCUGCCUGCUGACCGGGGCCUCCUGGGCGGCCAGCUACCCGCCUCGCGGCUACAGCCUCUACACCGGGGGCGGCCCCCUCGGGCCUGGGGGGCCACAGGGCCAGAGCCGGUCCCGCCCCGCCAACCGACACAGGAACUGGUGCGCCUUUGUGGUCACGCGGACGGUGAGCUGCGUUCUGGAGGAUGGAGUGGAGACCGUUGUGAAACCUGACUACCAGCCCUGUGGCUGGGGGCAGCCCCAGUGUUCGCGCAGCGUCACGUACCGGAGCUUCCUGCGCCCGCGCUAUCGCGUGGCCUACAAAACGGUGACGGACAUGGAGUGGCGGUGCUGCCAGGGCUACAGCGGGGACGACUGCAGCCAGGGGCCGUCCUCUCCGGCCCAGGGCACCCAGCUGGCCACUUCCCGGCCCGCCUCCCACCCCCGCCCGGCCCACCCCAACCUCUCCGGAUCCAGUGCCGGCAGCCACCUCAGUGGACUGGGAGGAGAAGGCCCCAGAGAGUCAGAGAAGGUGCAGCAGCUGGAGGAGCAGGUGCAGGGCCUGGCCAAGGAAGUGCGGGGGCUGCAGGGGACCCUGCAGGGCCUGAGCGGGCGGCUGGCGGAGGACGUGCGGCAGGCCGUGGAGACCGCCUUCAACGGGCGGCAGCAGCCGGCCGACGCGGCCGCCCCCCCGGCCGUGCGGGAGACCCUGAGCGAGAUCCAGCGCCGGCUGCAGCUGCUGGACAACCGCGUGUCCACCCACGACGAGGAGCUGGGCCACCUGAACCACGGAGGAGGGGCCCUGGGCCCCCCGCCACCAGGCGAGGGGUGGCUGCGAGACCUGGAGCGCAGGCUGAGGGAGUCCUGCGCCGUCUGCCUGGACGGGCUGGGGGGCUUCCAGAGGCAGCAGCAGGAGGAGCGGGAACGCGGCCGGGAGCUGGACAAGCGGCUGAGCCUCGUGGAGCAGCGGCAGCGGGAGGCCGGGCCGGCGGGCGACCGGCCGGCCCCUCGCCAGUGCUGCCCCCCGGACCUGGACCGCAGGCUGGGCGAGCUGCAGCGGAGGCUGGACUCGGUGACCCGGAUGAGCGGCUGGCGGGACGGCGAGCUCGGGGGCGCCGCCGGGCACGGGGGGCACCCCCCGGGGCUGGCCGGACUGGCCGCCCGCCUCGGCCGGCUGGAGCACCAGCUCAACGCCACCCUGGGCCGCCCGGAGGAGGGAGGGCCGGCGGGGGGCACGGCCCCCGGCGGGCCGGGACGCCGCCUCCAGGAAGCGGAGGCCCAGCUGGCCCGGCUGGAGCGGGGCCUGGCCGCCCUGAGCCAGGAGCUGGGCGGUCGGCUGGGCGAGCUGGCAGGGCGGGUGGAGGGGGCGGUCCGGGCCUGCGGGGAGCUCUGCCCCAGCACCCCCGCGCCCCAAGACGCCCAGAUCAGUGCCAUCCUCAGCGACCUGGAGGGCCGAGUGCUGGGCAACGAGGCCCAGCUGAAGCGGGUGGGCGCCCGCCUCGACGGGCUGGGGGUGACCGGGGAGGACCUGCGGCGGGCCGUGGCUGGGCUGCGGGGGGACCUGGGCCUGCUGCGGGGCCGGCUGGAGGCCCAGGCGGAGGGGGCCGGGGAGCUGGCCCUGCACCUCAACCUCACGGGGGGACGCUUGAGCCUCCUGGAGGAGGCCGUGAGGGCCGGUGAGGGCGGCUGCGGCGGCUGCGGGGGGCUGCAGGAGGAGCUGGGCCGCUUGCGGGACGGGGUGGAGCGCUGCGCCUGCCCCCUGCUCCCCCCCCGAGGGCCCGGGGCUGGCGGCGGCGGGGCCGCCGGGGGCGGGGGCGGCCCGGCGCGGGGGCCCCUGGACGGGUUCAGCGUGUUCGGGGGCAGCUCGGGGGCGGCCCUGCGGGCCCUCCAGGGAGAACUGUCCGAGGUCAUCCUCACCUUCAGCUCCCUCAACGACUCCGUGCGGGAGCUGCAGGUCAUGGUCGAGGGCCAGGGCUCCGACCUGGCCGACCUGGGGGCCACCAAGGACCGCAUCAUCUCGGAGAUCAACCGGCUGCAGCAGGAGGCCACGGAGCACGCGGCCGAGAGCGAGGAGCGCUUCCGGGGCCUGGAGGACGGGCGGGGCCCCGGCGGCCCGUGCCCCGACCUGGAGGGGCGGCUCAACCGGCUGGAGGGCGUGUGCGAGCGGCUGGACGCGGUGGCCGGAGGGCUGCGGGGCCUGCGGGAGGGCCUGGCGGGCCACGUGGCCGGGCUCUGGGAGGGCCUGCGCGAGGCCAACGGCACCAGCCGGGAGCAGGCCGCCCUUCUGGAGAAGCUGCUGGGCGGGCAGGCGGGCCUAGGCCGCAGGCUGGGCCUCCUCAAUGGCUCCCUGCUCGCCCUGGAAGACCAACUGCACCGGUUCGGCCAGAUCGAUCACACCGGACCAGCGGGUGAGACGGGCCCCCCGGGCCCCCCUGGGGAGCAGGGCCCGCCCGGCCCCGUGGGACCCUCCGGCCCCCCUGGCAAAGAUGGGAAAGAAGGACCCGUCGGGCCACCGGGUCUUCAGGGAGAGCAGGGUGCGAUGGGCUUGGCGGCCCCAGUGUCCCGCGUGGCUUUCUCGGCGGCGCUGGGCUCGCCCCGCUCAGAACCCGGCACCAUCCCCUUCGACAAGGUCUUGCUCAACGACGGCGGCUUCUACGACCCCCAAACGGGCUUGUUCACGGCGCCGCGGUCCGGGCGCUACCUGCUGAGCGCCGUGCUGACCGGACACCGGCACGGGAAGGUGGAGGCCGUGCUCAGCCGCUCCAACCGGGGGGUCGCCCGCAUCGACUCCGGCGGCUACGAGCCCGAGGGCCUGGAGAACAAGCCCGUGGCGGAGAGGCAGCCCAGCCCGGGCGCCCUGGGCGUCUUCAGCCUCAUCCUGCCGCUCCAGGCCGGGGACACGGUCUGCGUCGACCUGGUCGUGGGGCAGCUGGCCCACUCCGAGGAGCCGCUCACCGUCUUCAGCGGGGCCCUGCUCUAUCCGGAUCCUGACCCAGACGCUGGACAGGUGUAGACCCCACCACCCCGGGGUCACCCGCACCCACCCAGAGCCGGGGAGGCCGGAGGAGGUGAGGCCGCAGAAGGAGGCCGGGCCUUCCCUCUCCUUGGGCCCUCCAGCCUCCCGGCCCCUGCGGCCCCCGGGGUCGCCCCUCGCUCUGCCCAUCCAUCCCGGGCUUUGGAGGAGGCCCCGGGCCCACCCGGUGCCCGCCGGGACGGACCUCCGGCCGGGCCGCACCCCUGCCCCCUC
Messenger RNA from Tachyglossus aculeatus (Australian echidna), 3454 nucleotides. RefSeq names its product elastin microfibril interfacer 1 (gene EMILIN1). The record is from RefSeq and is a predicted model, not a curated record. Gene Ontology annotation, molecular function: protein binding; extracellular matrix constituent conferring elasticity. Lineage: Eukaryota; Metazoa; Chordata; Mammalia; Monotremata; Tachyglossidae. The transcript is spliced from 8 exons. Bases 185 to 3220 code for a protein of 1011 amino acids.